AGCGUCAUCCAGAGAGAGCCAGAGAGAUCUCAUAGCACGGCUGUUCUUCAGGGCUGCGUCCGGGACACGAGAGGACCUCAGUGCGCAGAACUCCAGAGACGAGAGUAAGGGGCGCGAUGGCUUCAGCCGGCCUGCAGGUGCUGGGCAUGAUUCUAGGCGUGUCGGGCUGGCUGGGCGUAAUGGUGGCCUGCUGUCUGCCCAUGUGGCGAGUGGCAGCGUACGUGGGCCAGAACAUCGUGAUCACGCAGGUGGUGUGGGAGGGCCUGUGGAUGAGCUGCGUGGUGCAGAGCACAGGACAGAUGCACUGCCACAUCUACGACUCCAUGCUGGGACUGCCCCAGGACCUGCAAGCUGCCCGGGCCUUGACGGUCAUCGCCGUGCUUGCCGGCGUGGCGGGCAUUACGCUGGCCGUUGCAGGCGCCAAGUGCACCAACUGCACGGCAGAUCCGGCCAGCAAACCGCGCAUCAUGCUGGCAGCAGGCGGGGCGUUCGCAGUCGGGGGACUCCUGUUGCUGGUAGCUGUGUGCUGGACGGCCAACACCAUUGUGAUGGACUUCCACGACCCACUUCUGCUUGAGACCCAGAAGCGGGAGUUUGGGAACUCGCUGUAUUUCGGCUGGGGCGCCUCCUGUCUCCUGAUCUUAGGCGGGGUCAUAUUGUCCUGCUCCUGCCUAUCCCGAGCACAGGGCAGUCCCACAUCUCCUCGUGUGGAGUACUCUACAGUCAAGUCCCUGCCUGCAAUCGGACAGGACCGACGGGACUACGUUUGAACGGGCUGCCUUGUUGAGGAGAGAAAUGAGAGCAAGUGGCAGGCCAGAGAUGUGUGUUGAGACAUGACUUCAUCGCAGUAAUGAUUCAGGACAACUAAUGUCUUUGGAAUAGAAAUUAUGUAGAGUAAAUUCAGUCAGCCAUCAUGCUACAGGUAUAAACCUAAUAUUUAAGUGUAGAAACAUGUUUUCAGCUGGGAACAUUGUAUUAUAACAUCCUUUGUAACGCAUCUAGAUUGUUGUGUCAUAAUGGCCUUUGUAACACAACUAGAUUGGACACAACCUGAAACUUGUGCAGCGUUCCCAAGUGCCACAUUUAAAACUUCAUACAAGGAAGAACAAACUUACCAAGCUCCCAGAAACUGUUGCCUGCAUGGUCACCCAUUUUGCAGUAAACCAUAGAAUCUAUGUUCAUUUAAUAAUUUUCUGGAUGGCAUGUAUUGGAAUUGUCAGGUUAAUUGCAGGUUAAUGCAUCUGUAAGGCUGAAUGGACACUGCAAGGUUUAACAAUGAAACACAAUGUAUGAAAAUAAAAGUUCUUAUCAGAGACCAAUCAGCAUCUGAAUUUCUGCUAGAACCCUUUGUUUUUUCCCCCCAAAAGUCAAGGCG
Messenger RNA from Electrophorus electricus (electric eel), 1375 nucleotides. Its product is annotated as claudin-9. Gene Ontology annotation, molecular function: structural molecule activity. The record is from RefSeq and is a predicted model, not a curated record. Lineage: Eukaryota; Metazoa; Chordata; Actinopteri; Gymnotiformes; Gymnotidae. Gene Ontology annotation, cellular component: membrane; bicellular tight junction.